Molecule: messenger RNA, 489 nt
Organism: Dissoconium aciculare CBS 342.82
Lineage: Eukaryota; Fungi; Ascomycota; Dothideomycetes; Mycosphaerellales; Dissoconiaceae
Product: RNA-binding domain-containing protein
Exons: 2
Biological process (GO): mRNA cis splicing, via spliceosome
Cellular component (GO): nuclear cap binding complex
Molecular function (GO): RNA cap binding
Source: RefSeq, a predicted model, not a curated record
AUGCAGAAUACCGUCGAUAGGCUAGACAAGCCAUCGUCCUACGCGAUGAGCAAGAAUAAGAAACGCCGCCGUAACAAUCGCGACGACGAGGAAGCCGAUCGUGCGCCCUCUCCAGAAGUCGAAGACAAGCUCGCAAACGCGACGACCUUGUACGUGGGCAACUUGAGCUUCUACACCACGGAGGAGCAGAUACACUCGCUCUUUAGCACAUGUGGUGAGAUCAAGCGCCUGGUGAUGGGCCUAGAUCGAUUCAACAAAACCCCGUGCGGGUUUUGCUUUGUGGAAUACUACACGCAUCAGGACGCGUUGGAUUGCCUGAAAUAUGUGGGCGGCACGAAGCUUGAUGAAAGAAUCAUCCGUGCCGACCUCGACGAAGGCUUUGCGGAGGGUAGACAAUACGGACGAGGUAGGUCAGGCGGACAGGUACGCGAUGAAUACCGCGAAGAGUUCGACCCCGGCCGUGGCGGUUAUGGGCGAUUAGUUCAGGAA